AGUGAUCUUAUUGGCCAACUGAGGUCACAUGUUGGUCUCUCUGCUACAGCAGCAGAACGCAGGACGGACGCAUUACCGACACUGCAGUGACUGACCGGAGCAUCAUUCCACCUUCACAUUUAGAUCAACUCUGUCAAACUGAAGAACUGCUUUUUAGCAGCUAUGCCUUCUCCACUUCGUCAUCGCUUCGUGCGAGUCUUUGUGAACGACGAUCGGCACGUGAUGGCCAAGCACUCUGCUGUCUAUCCCACUCAGGAGGAGCUGGAGGCAGUGCAGAAUAUGGUCUCCCACACCGAACGAGCCCUCAAGGCCGUCUCUGAUUGGCUGGAUGAGCAAGAGAAAGGAAAUUCCAAGGAAGACACCAUGGAUGCCAUUGAAGAUGGAGAGAAAGAGACUGAGCCCAAGUCCAUGGAUCAGCCCACUCGGUCGCUACGUGGAGUGAUGCGCGUGGGUCUGGUAGCUAAAGGUCUGCUGCUUAAGGGAGACCUUGACCUGGAGCUUGUGUUGUUGUGCAAAGACAAGCCGACCAUCACCUUGCUGAACAAAGUGGCCGAGAACCUUGAAGAGCAGCUUAAGCUCAUCACAGAAGAAAAAUAUGACAUCAGUCCGUGUGUCCAUGAUGCCUGCAUCACCAUCAAAAACUCCAAAGAACAACCCUUGACCCUCACCCUCCUCCUGACUUCACCGCUUGUGAGGGAAGGGGCUGAGAAAGAGACUACUGAAGAAACGCAAUCAGUCAUCGAUCCUCCGGAUGUUCUGGACAGGCAGAAAUGCCUGACUGCUCUGGCGUCUCUCCGCCACGCAAAGUGGUUCCAGGCCAGGGCUAAUGGACUGCGCUCCUGUGUGAUUGUCAUCCGUAUCCUGAGGGACCUGUGUGCUCGUGUUCCCACCUGGGCCCCUCUGCGAGGAUGGCCCUUAGAACUGCUUUGCGAGAAAGCGAUUGGCACUGGCAACCGGCCAAUGGGAGCAGGGGAAGCCCUGCGCAGAGUUCUGGAGUGUCUUUCCUAUGGUAUCCUCAUGGCAGAUGCUUCUGGAAUCAGUGACCCUUGUGAAAAGGAACCAACAGAUGUCAUUGGUCACCUGAAUCGCCAGCAACGAGAGGACAUCACACAGAGUGCUCAGCAUGCCUUAAGGCUUUCAGCUUUUGGGCAGCUGCACAAAGUACUUGGUAUGGACCCUCUGCCCUCAAAAAUGCCCAGGAAACAACACAGUGAAACCCUUAUUGAAUACACAGCUCAAAUUCCUCCCAGCACAACCUAUGUUCAUCCAAUGAAACGUCCCAUGGAAGAGGAGGAUACAAUGGAUGAGAAGAAUCCAAACAAGAAAAAGAAGAAAUUGCAAAAGAAAUCAUCAGAGGAUAAAGCAGAACUGCCACAAGCGAUGAACGCCCUGAUGCGUCUGAACCAGCUGAAACCAGGCCUACAAUAUAAACUCAUCUCUCAGACUGGUCCGGUCCAUGUGCCGGUGUUCACCAUGGCCGUAGAGGUGGAUGGGAAGAGCUUUGAAGCCUCUGGCCCUUCCAAGCGCACUGCAAAACUGCAUGUAGCUGUUAAAGUCUUGCAGGAUAUGGGUCUGCCCACGGGAGAGCAGCCGAAGGUCGCUGAACUAGUGAAGCAAGAAGAGUUGACCACUGAAGAGGCUAUACCAACUCCGGUGACCCAAAUGGAGCCAGAGCCCGUAGCUUCAACACCAGCCAAUACGGACAACACCACCACCACCACCACCACCACCGAUGAGAGUGCUCGACAGCAGGGCCCCAUCCUCACCAAACAUGGAAAGAACCCCGUUAUGGAGCUCAAUGAAAAACGCAGAGGACUGAAGUACGAGCUCCUCUCCGAAACAGGUGGAAGCCACGACAAACGCUUUGUAAUGGAGGUGGAGAUCGAUGGACAGAAGUUUCAGGGCUCGGGAUCCAAUAAGAAGGUCUCAAAAGCUUAUGCAGCUCUUGCAGCUCUUGAAAAACUGUUCCCAGAAGGCUCCAGCCCAGAUCCAAACAAGAUGAUGGAUCCAAUGCACAACACUGGAUUUGGGAUGGUUGGUGGACCUAACGAUCCUACAGCCAAUCCCAGGGGCAGAGGAAGAGGGCGUGGCAGGGGCCGUGCCAGAAAAUUUUACAAUGGUGGAUUUAACCAAGGUGGAUUUGGAUCAUAUGGAUAUGGAAACAACAACAACAACUCUGGCUUCAAUUUCUAUAAUAAUGGAGGAUCCAAUGGAGGUUCAGUAACUUUAGGUCCUCCUGGAACAGUCAGCCCAGACAUGAACGCUUCCUCUGGGGCAACAGCAGGAGUGGGUGGCUAUAGCUCGUAUUACCAGAGUGACGGGGGCUACACUUCCCCGGCUGUCACAGCCAAAACGGCCGGUAAGAAGCCACCCAUGUUCCAGGGCAACAAAGCUCAAGGAUCGGGAAAUCUCGCAGGUCAAGGGGGAGCAGGUUCUUUCGGUCAGUACAAUCAGGGCUUCGGACAGGGCAAGAAGAAUUUCGGCCAGGCUCAAGGUGGAGGAGCAACUGGGAACUUCAACUAUAGCACGGCUUACCCCUCGCAGGUGACUGGUGGGCAAGACUACAGCUACGAAGGUUACAGCAACCAAUCAAACUACAGCACACAGGGCGGAGCCAACCAGGGCUUUGGUGGUAGCUCCACCCCCUACAACAGCGGAACAGUGGGAUAUGGGCGAGGAGAUCCCAAUAUGAACUACCAGUACCAAUAAACCUGCCUUCUCAUAUGUAUGUGUGCUCCUGUACCAUGAUUCCCAAACAAUAGUUUCAUUUAUUUGAUUAUAACGUUCUUGAUUUAAUUUCUGAUCACCAACGAAAAAACAUGGAUGUAAAAAAAAAAAAAAAAAAAUUACAAAAAAUAUAGUUUCUAUACUUUGUGCUAAAUAGUGUAUUUCUAUGUUUACUUUUAAGUUUGUUGCUUUUUUUUGUAUGGUUUCUAUAAGUCCUUGAACUCUCCUAAGCUUUUGUCCAAAGCAGAGCAUGAGAAGACCCUGUUGUUAAUAUGCAGUGACCGGACAUGUGGUCCUUUCAGAAAUGUAAAAAAUAUGAUAUGCAUAAGUUUAAUUUUGUUUUAUAAUUAUUUUUUGCCCUUCAUUUCACUGCUAAGCUAUUAUUGGCCGGCAACAUUUCAUAACUUCCCCCCUUCCUUUUAAAUUAUAAAUGCAGAUGUAACAUUGUUUUAAACGGUUACGUGAAUGUGGAGGUUAUAACGUGUCCGGUUGUAGCGUUUGGCCAUUUUGGGGGGGUCCUUUAUUUUUCAGAACAAUGUUUAAGAUUGUGUGGUGUUUGUAAUAAAAGGAUUUUAUUUUGGAGGAUUUCUGAUCGGUUUUAUGUAG
This is a messenger RNA of Xyrauchen texanus (razorback sucker), 3333 nucleotides long. RefSeq names its product interleukin enhancer-binding factor 3 homolog. Bases 163 to 2709 code for a protein of 848 amino acids. Gene Ontology annotation, cellular component: precatalytic spliceosome. The transcript has 19 exons. Gene Ontology annotation, molecular function: single-stranded RNA binding; double-stranded RNA binding. The record is from RefSeq and is a predicted model, not a curated record. Lineage: Eukaryota; Metazoa; Chordata; Actinopteri; Cypriniformes; Catostomidae.